CCCACUCCCCGCCUGGCUCAGGCAUGGGCUCCAAUUUCUCAGCGUCAGCCUCUGCCAGCGCUCAGCUGUCGGUUCCCCUCUGUCCUGUCACUCCGCUUCCCACGGGAGCAGGGCAGCUGCCCCCCUCCCUACACGCCUGCACGGAGGGCUGGGGGCUGCACAGCCAGCAAGGUCCCAACAUCGGCCACCCUUUGUGGGGUUUUACAUCGCAGGACAGGAGCUCCAAACACAGCCAUGACAGAGAAGGAAGUGCCAGAGCCACCAGCUACGCCUGCUUCAGCUGGGAAACCCAAGAGCCGGCAGAUACAGAAGCUGAAGCAACUUUUCCAGCGAAAGCCAAAGGAGGAGACUACGCCAGAGCCACAGCCCAACGGGGAGCUGGUCAGCCCUUCAGGGGGACCCAUCUACUACAUCUAUGAAGAGGAUGAAGAGGAGGAGGAGGAGGAGCCUGAGCCCCCUCCUGAGCCCCAGAAACUUGUAAAUGACAAACCCCACAAGUUCAAAGAUCAUUACUUCAAAAAGCCCAAGUUCUGCGAUGUUUGUGCCCGCAUGAUUGUCCUCAACAACAAAUUUGGCCUGAGGUGCAAGAACUGCAAAACCAACAUCCAUCACCACUGCCAGUCCUAUGUGGAGAUGCAGCGCUGCUUCGGCAAAAUUCCUCCAGGGUUUCGCCGGGCAUACAGUUCACCCCUCUACAGUGACCAGCAAAACACCUGCGUCAAGGAGCCACUCUCAGCCAACAGGAGCGACCCCGUGUUUGAGACCCUUCGGACAGGUGUCAUUAUGGCCAACAAGGAGCGCAAGAAAGGGCAGGAUGACAAGAAAAAUCUCUUUGCCUUGCAGCCUUUGGCUGCUAUGAUGGAUGAGGAAUCAGAGGCCACAAAGCCAGGAGAUGGCAAAACUGAGCGCGGCACCUCUGAAGGGAACAAGAAGACUGAGAAGAGUCCAACAGAUGACAAGAACAAGAAGCCACAGCCAGGAACUCGUGGUGGCUAUCCACAGUCUCACUAUUUUGUGGCACUUUAUCGCUUCAAAGCCCUGGAGAAAGAUGACUUGGAUUUCCCACCAGGGGAGAAGAUCACAGUGGUUGAUGACUCCAAUGAGGAGUGGUGGCGGGGGAAGAUUGGUGAAAAAAUUGGCUACUUCCCUCCAAACUUCAUCAUCCGGGUGCGGGCAGGCGAGCGCGUGCACAAGGUGACACGCUCCUUUGUGGGCAACCGGGAGAUUGGGCAGAUCACACUCAAGAAGGAUCAGAUUGUGGUGCAGAAAGGUGAGGAGGUGAAUGGUUACGUGAAAGUCUACACUGGCCGAAAAGUGGGGCUCUUCCCCGUGGACUUCCUGCAGGAGAUCUGAGUGAGGCAGUGACCCAGCGUCCCCCAGCUGUGAACUGUCAGAGAUGGGCAGGGAUGGGAAUGGGGACAGGGAUGGGGAUGGCAGGCACUCCCAUCUCCCAUGCCUGCAGCAACGAGGUCUCCAGGGGGGGACCAUCUCUGUCAGGACCAGAACAGGCUGGGGGAUAUGGUAGUUGCCUCUCAGGCUGUUUCCUCUGUGGGGUUUUUAGUGCCUUCAGACAUACUGGGUGCAAGGAGGGGGCACUUGCUUUGGAGGCCACCCAGACCCCCUGCAUGAGGUGGUGGGUGCUGGGUGUCUCAGGGGUGUCAGUGCAGUCCUGUCCCACUGCUCUGAGCUGUGUAACCCUGUGUUGUGGCAAUACAUGUCUGGUCCCCAA
This is a messenger RNA of Apus apus (common swift), 1729 nucleotides long. It is a transcript of the gene STAC3, whose product is annotated as SH3 and cysteine rich domain 3. Gene Ontology annotation, biological process: positive regulation of voltage-gated calcium channel activity; positive regulation of protein localization to plasma membrane; skeletal muscle contraction. The coding region runs from base 235 to 1353 and encodes 372 amino acids. The transcript has 12 exons. Gene Ontology annotation, cellular component: extrinsic component of cytoplasmic side of plasma membrane. The record is from RefSeq and is a predicted model, not a curated record. Gene Ontology annotation, molecular function: protein binding. Lineage: Eukaryota; Metazoa; Chordata; Aves; Apodiformes; Apodidae.